This is a messenger RNA of Procambarus clarkii (red swamp crayfish), 4038 nucleotides long. RefSeq names its product Protein phosphatase V. Gene Ontology annotation, biological process: G1/S transition of mitotic cell cycle. Lineage: Eukaryota; Metazoa; Arthropoda; Malacostraca; Decapoda; Cambaridae. Gene Ontology annotation, cellular component: cytoplasm. The record is from RefSeq and is a predicted model, not a curated record. Gene Ontology annotation, molecular function: protein serine/threonine phosphatase activity.
UUCGUACAGCCUCUGCCCAUAAACAAAAAUGGCGGACGUUGACAAGUGGAUAGAAAUUGCAAAAGAGUGCAAAUAUCUGCCAGAAAGUGACCUUAAGAAAUUAUGUGAGACCGUAUGUGAGCUGCUUUUAGAAGAAGGAAACAUCCAGCCUGUAUCAUGUCCUGUGACUGUAUGUGGCGACAUUCAUGGACAGUUCUACGACCUAGAAGAAUUAUUUCGAACAGGUGGCCAAGUUCCUGAUACGAAUUACAUCUUUAUGGGUGAUUUCGUGGAUCGAGGCUACUAUAGUUUAGAAACCCUCACUCGUCUCCUGUCCCUUAAGGCAAAAUGGCCACACAAGAUAACCCUACUAAGAGGAAACCAUGAAUCACGGCAGAUUACGCAGGUGUACGGCUUUUACGAUGAGUGCCAAAACAAGUAUGGGAAUGUAAAUGCUUGGAAAUACUGCUGCAAAGUAUUCGAUCUACUCACUAUAGCUGCUAUCAUUGAUGAUGAAGUUCUGUGUGUCCAUGGAGGCCUCUCUCCAGAAAUCAAUACUCUUGACCAGAUUAGAACAAUUAACCGAAAUCAGGAGAUUCCUCAUAAAGGUGCCUUCUGUGAUUUGGUAUGGAGUGACCCAGAAGAGAUCGAUGCCUGGUCUAUGUCUCCGAGAGGAGCGGGUUGGCUCUUUGGCGCCAAAGUCACGCAUCAAUUUACGGAAACGAACAACUUAAAACUCAUCUGUAGAGCUCAUCAACUUGUCAAUGAAGGUAUCAAGUACAUGUUUGAGGGUAAGCUGGUAACUGUGUGGUCUGCUCCAAACUACUGCUACCGUGCUGGUAAUGUGGCUUCAAUCCUCAGCUUUACGUCGACGAAUGAGAAGCAUGCAAAGUUAUUUGAUGCAGUUCCAGAUGACAAGAGAGUAAUACCUCCAGUUCACACAACACCGUAUUUCCUCUGAAGUGAGGUGCAACACAGUAAUCAUUGUUUGUGUAUAUUUGUCAACAAAUGUGUUUAUCCUGCCUCCAUGUGAACGGGUAUGUGGUAGGAGUUUCCCCUGUCCAAACGGACCAUAUUUUGUUUAGUUCGUGGGUUACUUGACUUAAAAAGUCAUACACUGUUAAAGUGCAGUUUCUGCAUUUUAUUCAGUCUAUAUUUUCUAGAACACUUUUUGACAUUGGUAUUAACUUCAAGAAUUAUUGUACACUCAUAAUAAUCAUUACAGUGUCUACUUGCCUGUAUAUUAGUUAAUUUGACAGGGGAAAGCUCUGCACCUGAAUGUUCAAGUGUCAAGGGUCUUUCAUGACAACUCCCAAGACUGCCUGUGUCCAGGUAUCUGAGUAAGGCCUAAUCCACGUGCCUUGAUGCUUGGAUUGGAAUGAGUGUCGCUGUUCCAUUUUGUGACUCUGUUUCUGCGACAGUUGUGAUUGGGCUAUUUUCAUUCCUUUUUUAUUUGUAAUUAUUGUUGCAGUUAUUAUUUUUUUUAACCACAGUCAUUUUAUUAGGAAUCAAAAUUCGACACUUGUUCCAUCAGAAUUUGCCAAGCCAGCUUUGAUUUGAUAAAGUUGGGUCAGAUCAAUGAGGGCUGACUGUUCUUUGUUACUUAAUGGUGCUGAUCAUGCUGAUGCUAAGGUAGGAUUUUUAUUUAUUUUGUCUGAACAUGUCAAUUCCUCCCAAGGAAAGUUGUAAGCCAGUAUGUGAUUAUUUUGUCAUCAAACACAGGUUUCUUGUUCUGUUCUUUCAGUUUAGGCAGACAGUCUUAUGUACGUGGUUCAGCUCUCGAGUGCAAUAACGUUGCAUAUAUAGUUCAAGAAUGCCAUAUACAGUGAAACUUGGGUGAAAGCAGUAUUUCCUCUAGAUUUGAUUAUAUUGUAUAUAAGUUACAGAAGUUUGGAGGGAACAUACCACCAUUAAGAGUGCAAAGAAACUUAAGAGAAACUGGUGAAAGUAUUAAUUGGGAGGUAAAUUUCACACAUGUGAUGUAAGUGAUCUCUGUUUUAUGUGAAGGUGUUAAAGGCUAACUGACAGUGUUUUACACACCAACAUACAGACAGAUAUAUUAAAUAGCCAAGGUGAUACAUGCACAAAAAAUACAUUAUUUUAGUGCUAUUUACCCCUUUUCUUUCUAACAACCAGUAUCAGAUCCACUUCUGCCACAUUGGCAAUGGCUUCUUAGUGUCAAAGUUUGGUAGUUUAGUGAUCAUUCCUCUUGCAUUACAUUUGUAUUCUAAAUAUAGAUUCUCGAUCAGGUGAUUAGUUCAAUAUGAGCUCGAUGCAACCAUAUUUAAAACAUCAAUUUGUUGAUGUAAUUUACUGGUGCAUUUUUCUGCAUUCCACACGUUAUCGUAUAGAUAUACUGUACCAGUACCCUGCGUGAUUGUGGCAUUAUUCCAAAAGCAAUCAGACAGUAUUUUUGCUUUGUGUGAUUUUUUAAGAACUCAGAAGUUGAAAGUUAGGAUAAACACCCAACCCACAAAUUUAAAAGUGAAGAAUUGAUGUUGUUUCGGUCCGUCAUGGACUAUUACACUUACUUGAUUAUGACUCGUCGUCUGCAAGUUAGGAUAGUUUAGGUUGUACAGUAUAGAGCUGUUAAUGGUAAUUUUGAAAGUUUUACAGUAUAGUAUUGGGCAAGUUGGAGGAGAUUGGCGGGUAGGUUAUUUAUUAUGCUCAAAUGCAGGUAGGAUAGAGUAGUCGGUGGUCUUUGAUACUGAAGUUAUAGAUCCAUGUCAGAUACUCAAUUUCAGGGACUGCAAUUCUUCCUAUAGUUGAGGGUAUAGCUCAAUUUAACUCAUUUCUUUACUUAAUUGGAGGCCUUAAUAGUUUUGCCUUUGCAGCAGUGGAUAAUUAUCAGCCAGGAGAGUUACCAGUAGAUAACAUGGAUGUUACAUUAAUAUUGUUUUAAUGAAACCUAUUUAUUUACCAAGACUGUCUGAUACCCUUUCAGAUUAUAUACCUGUGAUAGAAAUCUAGUUAAGUAUCUUCACAUUGCAAGUGGAAUGGUGAAAAUUCUUGAAAAAGUUUACAUUGUUUAUGCCUUGCAUUUGUCACCUUGAACUGUAUUUGCAUGUGGGUUGCUAGCUUGUAAUGGUGGCAAAGAGUAGUUAGUUGCAAUUAAUGUCAGUUACCCUCUAAGACCCCCACAAAUUUGAGUUUAGAUUGAGAUGCAUCAUCAUCCACUGACUGUUACUGUGAUGUCAACAUUACCUGUAUAUUCUAGUUAUACUCAAAUCCGAAACCAACAGUAGUCUGUGAUUGUCUUCAAACAUAAUAAACAAACUUUCAUGAUACAAAAGUUUCUAAAUAAAGCUUGCGAUGUUUUAACUUUCCUCAUUCAUACCUUUCCUCUUUCAUAUAUUUACAUGUAAAGCUUGUCUCUGUAACAGAUCUUGAUAUUUAAUUUUUUAGCCUACGGAAUGGAGGCACAUACAAGGUACAAAGUAUCAAAUUGUUUUUCAUAGGGAACCAAAGAGAGACAUAUGGCAUCGACGGCCUCACCCAGAGCAGACUUGGAGCACUGUAACAUGUGGGACUCCUGCUCUCUUGGGUCUUUGGGGGGAGUAAUGGAAAGGUUUUUAAUGUUAUAAUUAAAGUUUGGUGUUAAUCCAAAAGCACAAGUAUAUUUAAUUGUAAAUAUAGUCAUUAAUUUUGAAUGACUUUGAAGUACAGAGUAGAUGCAGCUAAACAUGGAACUACCCUGAACAGAUAUUUUGUAAAUGUUAUUUGAUUAUUUUCUUAGUUUUCUUGAACAUUACUUUCCUUAAAAUAACAAAAUAUGUAGCUGCAAAUACCUAUAAUUAGCAUUGAGUGACAUCUAGUUUGAACAGGAAAGGUUUUUAGGAUAUUUGUAUGGGUAGUGUUUAGCCAUGUAUUAUGUGUUGCCAUAUAGCAACUAUUAGGUCUCAUUUAUAGUAUUCCUUUUUUUUUCCCAUGUUCCUAUACCAAAAUAAUCCUGUGAUGAAGAUUCUGACUUUGGGAAGAAUAACAUUCUGUAUAUAGUAUUCAACAAUCCAAGAGAUAUCCCUCAGUGUAAAAUCUUAAAAUAAACAUGCUUUCCAGAUA